Molecule: messenger RNA, 1494 nt
Organism: Mesorhabditis spiculigera
Lineage: Eukaryota; Metazoa; Nematoda; Chromadorea; Rhabditida; Rhabditidae
Source: the annotation of a GenBank genome assembly
AUGAUUAUACGGGUGGUGGCGGCGGUGUUGGCCUUGGUCCUGUCGGUUCAUGGGGCCUGCGUCUGCCCUUCAAACAUCAACAAAUAUUCUCAGACAUAUCAAAUCGCCACCCCGUUCGAUCCGGAUCAGGGUUAUGCUGAUUGUGUCCCUGACGCAAUGUACUGCACGUACACGAUUCAAACCGGCAACGGUUCGGUCGGACUGGGGAACUUCGGCGUCCAGUCCUUCGUUGAUCCUAGUAGGGUGCUGGCGGUGACCUUGCAAGAUGGCAGCUUUAACAACUUUACGCUAACCGUGGAUAAUUUCAAGCAGAUGAACGCCACUUUGAACGUUUAUCCUCCGAUUACCGCGACAACGACGGUCCACAUGACCUGGACGGCUAAGGUGACAACAGCGAGUGCUACUAUCUAUGGAUACCCGAAGGUGGUUUCGCAACCUGUGGUCACUACGACGGCGACACCAAUGCCAACACCGGUCACCGUCAGUGGAGCGCCAAGCCCUGCCAAGCUUCUAGGUCUCGAUUUGGCCAUCGUGCUCGACACAUACUCAGUCGACCCGCUGGUCUUCACGACGAUGAAGAACGUGAUCACGAGUGCCGUCUCAAAGCUUACAGUUUUUACGGACUAUGCCGUGCCGUACGGGGUUAGGCUCGUGCUGCAGACAAUGGCGCAGACAAACCGACCAAACAAUUUCGGAGACCCUUGGCAUAUUGAUUUCGACUAUUUCGUUGAACAAAUCGCUGUAUUCAGGCCAUCUGGAACGCAGUCUGUUUGGCAAGGGCCCCUAUCGGCUGGUCUCGACGACGAUAACGCGUUUUUCAAGACCGGCGUUCUCGAAUCAUCAUCACGAGACAAUGUACAGCGAACGUACGCUAUCUUCACGCAGGGCGCGCCAUCGGACAUCGAUAAAAUCGGGGAUUUCAUUGCCAAACUAAAGGACGUUGACGUGCACAUGGUUGUCUUUGACUUCGGCUCAAGUCCGGACUCUAAAUUACAACAAUUCACAACCACCUAUAAGAACUUUGACUACAUUGCGUACAACCCGGAUUCCCCAGAUGACUUCUUCCAAAAAUAUUUGCUGACCAAUGACGCCAGCAAGAACUUUGGUUGUUCAAAUGCGAAUGGGGGUAGUGAGAACAAAGUCAUUCCCGCGGAUGGUUCGCUGUCUUACCAAUGGCCACCGCUUUACACCCCGGGAACCGCGCGGUAUUGCAACAAUCAGGCCUCCACUCUGCUUCUACAAGCCGCUGGGAAGAAGGCUAUCUGCAUCACAAUUACUGAACCAUAUGAGCUUGAGCCGGAGAAAGACUAUGUAAGGUUCUUCGAUGGAAGUGGCAAUCUACGUGCCAGUCUCACUGGAAUGGGUAUCGCCGGAUCGAAGUUCCAACUUAAAGGCGCAACGGCAACGGUCACAUUCACUACCAACGAAUACAAUGUGUUCCACGGGAUCAAAUUCACCGCCGCGUCGACUGACGAGGACAAUUGUCCCUCGGCU